AGCCAACACCUGGAGUGCCUCAGACUCUGUGGAGGUGACAUGGAUGCUGAAGAGCAGAUCCUUGAAAGUCUAAAUGAGAUUCUCCUGUCUCUUGCUGAAGAUAAGCAGAGAUCCUUUAGCCUACUCAGAGAGAGUGGGAUUUUCCUAGCUUUGGCAAAAAUCCUGAAAGGCAACCCACGAUGCGCAGUGAAAGCAGCCCAGGUGCUUUCAGAGAUAGCCAAGAAUGAGGAAAUGAAGAAACCAUGUAUUGAAGCAGAUUUGAUUCUAACUUUGAUACCUUUACUGGAAAGCACAGACCAAGAAAUGUUGCUUCAUGCUGGGAGGGCUAUUGGCCGUAUCUGCUACGACAAUCGGGAUCUUCAGGAAGAGCUGGUGAAGGUAGGAGUAAUCACAUCACUAGUUCGAAUAUUAACUGACUAUGCAGAGAGUGAACCACUUGUUCAUGUUGAUCUACUGGCCUUAUGCAAUCUUGCAGACCUUGAUACAGCUAAGGAAGCUCUAAGCAAGACAAAGGUGGCUGAACAGCUGGUGAAGCAACUGAGAAGAGCAGAGAACCAUGAGAGGUUAGAAGUUGUCUUUGAGGUCCUUCAAGCACUUGCAGAAAAUGAUGCUUUGAAAGUGCAGUUGGUGGAGGCAGGCGUGCAAGAGGUGCUGUCCGAGAUCCUGCUGAGGCUCCAGGGCAGUUCACAAGCUGAAGAUACAUGCGUUGUGAAGGCUGCAUCAGAUCUCAUUGUCUCUCUGCUUCUUGGAGAUGGCAACUGUGUACGAAUGGUACAGGUGGGAGUCAUACAUCAGCUUCUCGACCUUCUGGAGAAACAUGUGGAGAGUGGGGAUGUCUCUGUUCAACACGCUGCACUCAGUGCACUUCGAAACCUUGCCAUUCCAGUUGUUAACAAGGUUCAGAUGCUGGAGGAAGGUGUGGCAGAACGAAUUCAGGCACUUCUAAGGUCAGAGAUGCCUCCUGUGCAGUUUAAACUUCUUGGAACACUGCGAAUGUUGGCAGAUGGUCAAGCUGAUGCAGCCGAAAUCUUGGGCCAAGACCCCAUGCUGCUCAACAGACUUGUGCAGUGGUGUGAUGCUAAUGACCACACUGGUGUUCGUGGAGAAGCAAAUCGGCUGCUGGCAUCAAUCUUGCGGCACAACAGAUCUCAGGAAGUGGUCAAAGCCAUCCAAGAGGCACAAGGAGUGAAGCACCUGGUUUCCAUGACAACAAGUGAACAUGUUACUAUGCAGAAUGAGGCUUUGAAUGCCUUGGCAAUAGCAUCUGCAAUUAAUUUGGAAACCCUUGAAGAAUCUUUUAAGGAGUCACAGCUAGUUCAAAGCUUACACAAACUUCUACAAGAUGAAAAUACAAGUCCUGAGGUGAAAUAUAAUUCAAUGGGUCUUUUGUGCAGUCUUCUUAAUUCAGGUGAUCUGAGACAAGAAAUUGAGAAGGACAAGAUUAAAGAAACCCUGGAACAACUCUGCAGUCACAGCAAUGCAAAUGUGGCCAAGGAAGCUGUUGCAACAUUACAGAUUCUGAGAGGAGAGCCACCCCAUUAGCCUCCUUCCCUUCCCCACAGCAAUUCUGCACUGCUGCUGAAGCAACUGCAAUAAAAUGCCAGCUUUGCCAACACUAUCUUGCAUUUGUCACAC
This is a messenger RNA of Dromaius novaehollandiae (emu), 1635 nucleotides long. Its product is annotated as rap1 GTPase-GDP dissociation stimulator 1-like. Gene Ontology annotation, molecular function: protein binding; guanyl-nucleotide exchange factor activity. The transcript has 12 exons. Gene Ontology annotation, cellular component: cytosol. The coding region runs from base 40 to 1542 and encodes 500 amino acids. The record is from RefSeq and is a predicted model, not a curated record. Gene Ontology annotation, biological process: positive regulation of GTPase activity. NCBI's taxonomy places the organism in Eukaryota, Metazoa, Chordata, Aves, Casuariiformes, Dromaiidae.